AUGGGAGGCUUCCUCACCCUAGUCGAGGACCGACCGACGCCCAAGAACGUCUACAACUGGAGAGUCUACGCAUCUGCAGCGAUUGCCAGUUUCGCCUCAUGCAUGAUCGGUUACGACUCUGCCUUCAUCGGCACGACAUUGGCAUUGCCGGCGUUUAUGGACGAGUUCAAGUUCGGCGAGAUGAGCGAUUCGCAUCUCGCUCUCGUCAAGUCCAACAUCGUUUCCAUCUACCAAGCGGGCGCCUUCUUUGGCUCGUUCUUUGCAUACCCCUCUGCAUUCUAUCUCGGCCGCAAGCUGAGUCUCAUCAUCUUCUCCCUCGUCUUCAUACUCGGCGCUGGCCUGAUGUUGGGUGCCAACGGCGACCGUGGCCUUGGCCUUAUAUACGCCGGACGAGUCCUUGCUGGUAUUGGAGUCGGUGCGGCCUCCAUGAUCACGCCAAUCUACAUCAGUGAGAUUGCACCUCCUGCAAUCCGUGGCCGCAUUGUCGGCAUAUACGAGCUUGGGUGGCAGAUCGGAGGCCUCGUUGGAUUCUGGAUCAAUUACGGCCUCUCUGAGACCAUGGCACCGAGCCACAAGCAAUGGAUCAUUCCCUUCGCGGUCCAACUCAUCCCAGCUGGACUGCUUCUCACUGGAGCCUUCUGGAUCAGGGAGAGCCCACGCUGGUUGUUGAGCAAGCAUCGCCGCGAGCAGGCGUUGAACAACCUGUGCUGGAUGCGAAACCUAGGAGCUGAAGAGCUUUACAUGGUAGAAGAGGUGGCAAUGCUGGACGCUGCUAUGGAGGAGCAGGCCGCGACCAUCGGUGAGGGCUUCUGGAAGCCUUUCAAGGCUGUCGGCCGCAGCCGCAAGGUACAAUGGCGAUUCAUCCUUGGUGGCCUGCUCUUCAUGUGGCAGAACGGAUCCGGAAUCAACGCCAUCAAUUACUACUCUCCAACCGUAUUUGAAGCCAUUGGUGUCUCCGGGACCAACACUGGCUUCCUCACCACUGGUAUCUUUGGCGUCAUCAAGACUGUCCUGACCUUUGUGUGGAUGUUCUUCCUCAUUGACAACCUCGGAAGAAGGAACCUGCUCAUCAUUGGUGCUGCUGGCGGUUCCAUCUGCAUGUGGAUUAUCGGUGGCUACAUUUCCACUAGGGAUGUGUCUCAGACCUCCGGCAGCUUGAGCAGCGGUGGCAUUGCUGCCAUAUUCUUCUUCUACCUGUGGACAGCCUUCUACACGCCAUCGUGGAACGGUACCCCUUGGGUCAUCAACUCCGAAAUGUUCGACAUGAACACUCGUGGCCUGGGUCAAGCCUCUGCAGCAGCCAACAACUGGUUCUGGAACUUCAUCAUCUCUCGCUUCACUCCCCAAAUGUUCGACACGAUGGGCAACAGCGGUUGCGGUGUCUUUUUCUUCUUCGCCUCCAUGAUGAUUGCCAGUAUCGUCUUCGUCUGGUUCCUUUUGCCAGAGACCAAGUCCAUCCCACUCGAGGAUAUGGACCGCCUGUUCGAGACCAAGCCUGUGCGAAAGGCGAACAAGAUCAUUAUCGACCAGGAUCGUGAAAGGGAUGCUGAGUUCCGUCACGAUGCCGAAGGUGCGGGUUUGAGUGUUGCAAAGGAGAAGAUGGACCAUGUUGAGAAGACUAUGGAGAGGGACAGUGAUAUUUGA
Molecule: messenger RNA, 1644 nt
Organism: Zasmidium cellare ATCC 36951
Lineage: Eukaryota; Fungi; Ascomycota; Dothideomycetes; Mycosphaerellales; Mycosphaerellaceae
Exons: 5
Coding region: 1-1644 (547 amino acids)
Biological process (GO): transmembrane transport; carbohydrate transport
Cellular component (GO): membrane
Molecular function (GO): carbohydrate:proton symporter activity
Source: RefSeq, a predicted model, not a curated record